Messenger RNA from Periconia digitata, 1357 nucleotides. Lineage: Eukaryota; Fungi; Ascomycota; Dothideomycetes; Pleosporales; Periconiaceae. The record is from the annotation of a GenBank genome assembly.
CCAUCGCUGCCUUCGAUCCCGGAUUCCUUCCAGUCUCUAUCACAGCUCACUAGCGUAUCCAUAUGCUUGCUGACCGUCCACAAUGAUCGAGAUAACUAUUCGGCAGGAUUCUACGGUUGCCAUCAACCUUAUAGCUGUAGUCUCCCUAUUCUUGGUUUUGGCCACCGUCGCUGCCUUGUUACGUAUCCCCGCUCGACGCUAUACACGGCAGAAGUUCAACUUGAGCGAUUACACAGCCUUCCUGGCUCUGUUUUGUGUAGCUGGACUAGCUGCCACUCAGUAUGUCUCCAGCAUCAGCGGUGGCAUUGGACGCCCAAUGUCAGAUCUCAAAAGUAGAAAGUAUAUCCAGACUACGAUCGAGGCAUUGAAAUUUGGCUGGCUGAUGUGGGCAUCCGCCAACACUUGCGUCCGUCUUUCGAUGCUGCAUCUCCUGCACACGAUAUUCUGGGCAAGCGACUUCACUAGACGAGCUACAUAUGUUCUCGGCACCGCUAAUAUUAUGUUCUUCAUUGCGUGCCUUGUCGACUGGGCAGUCAUUUGCCGGCCCUUCAAUUUCUAUUGGCGCAACGACAUCGAAGGUGUAUGCGGCAAUAUCCAGCAGAGUAUGCUCCUUGUUGCUAUCUUUAAUCUCAUACUGGACUUUCUCCUGAUCCUACUACCUUUGCCAUGCCUGUGGAAACUCAAGAUGCCGACGCAUCGCAAGAUUGGUGUGUCAAUCAUCUUCAGCAUGGGUGCUGUCAUUUGCGCCAUCACCGUGGUCCGUAUCUUCACGAUCCGGGAAUUUGCAAAACCAAGCGCGAAGAAACAUUGGAGCACGACCAUCUUCCCCGAUGCCGUCUUAACGUCCAUCGAGCCCUCUCUUGGUGUCAUCAAUGCCUCGAUUCCUCUGUUCCCCGCCGUAUAUCGAAUGUUGACCGGCACACCCUUCUGGCGGCGCUCGACUUCAUACUUUUCAACGUUCAGAAGCAGGUCAAGCAUCAGCAACUCUUCGAAGAACACAGUGUCACAGGGAAAUGGGAAAGAUGGGUCAUUUCUCAAACAACAAAGGCUACACAAGGUCGAUAGCGGUCUCACUCAGGACAAACACUCCGACACGUUUUCUGAGAAGACUAUGAAGAAGUCCAGUGAUGUCGAAUCAGCUUCAUCUGCUGAUAGGUUUCUGGAUAACGAACUGACGGGAAUAGACAUGCAAGGGAUGGCAUUUCAACAACCAAGUCCCAAUGCAGAGGGGAAGAACUCUCGUCUGCAAACUCAACAACAAAAGUCGGAAAGCAUACGCGAUUUUCACCUCACGGAUGUCGAUUGCGGGCAUGGCUUUUACUUGAAUCCAGAGAUGUAUGCAAAGCGAGGGUUCUAA